CUUCUUCUCAGAAAAAAAGAUCCUCUCCCUCUUUAAAACUACAGCCAGCCACUUAAAAAAAUUCUUAGCUUACAAAAAUUAUUGAAAAGAAAUUUCAUUGUUUUUAUUUUUGUUAAUUUUUUUUUUUUUUAAUAAAGGAAGCAUUUGGGCUAUGGAUUUCAAACCAACUAUGAAAUAUCCAGAGUAAAUCUGCUAAAAGUAUUUUCUUAGCAGCAGAGAUAUAGGAGAAAAUUAAAGAUCAAAAUCACUUUCUGUGCAAGCACCAUACGUCUAGGUUGUCAGAUUCUAGGCAGGGAAGCUGGAAAGUUAGCACCCUUUGUAUUUCUCUACAUGAAGGAGGCAAAAAAGUUGGUAGUUUGCUAGCAAGUUCUUCUGAGGGAAUUCAAACCUAAUUACGAUUUUUGGUUGGUAAUCUGAGUAACCUGACGAAGUCUGCCUGGGGAUGUUGAAUUACGAUAUACUGAUUCUUGAUCGGUAGCUGUCAGGAAAGGAGGGAACCUGCAGAUUUUUUGGUUGCGUAUGUGUUUGUUGUUCUGAAAGGGUAUUUUCGGAGGAUUUUCUUUUUCCAAUUUUGGCUUUUAAAUGGCGAGUUCAUCAGCGAGGUGGUUUGAUGGACUCCGGUUCUCUUCAUUGUUUUGGCGUCCGCCACAAGACCCAGAACAAAGAAAGGCUCAAACUGCUGCUUAUGUUGAAUUCUUCGGCCAAUUCACAUCUGAACAAUUUCCUGAGGAUAUUGCCGAGCUGAUUCGUAACCGCUAUCCAUCAAAAGAACAGCGCCUCUUUGAUGAUGUUCUGGCAAUGUUUGUUCUCCAUCAUCCGGAGCAUGGGCAUGCUGUUGUUCUUCCAAUUAUUUCAUGCAUUAUUGAUGGCACACUGGUGUAUGAUCGGAGUUGUCCGCCCUUUGCUUCUUUUAUUUCCUUGGUCUGCCCAAGUAGUGAGGCAUAUCAACUUUUACAGAAUGAGUAUUCUGAGCAGUGGGCUCUGGCAUGCGGGGAGAUUCUUCGGAUUUUGACUCAUUACAAUCGUCCGAUAUAUAAGGUGGAGCAACAAAGCACUCAAACUGAUAGAGCUAAAAGACUUUCCACAGAAAUGGAAUCUAGCAAUGUACCUUUUGCACAACCGGAGAGGAAGCCUUUAAGGCCCUUAUCUCCAUGGAUCACUGAUAUUUUGCUUGCUGCACCUCUAGCUAUCAGAAGUGACUACUUCAGAUGGUGCAGUGGCGUUAUGGGCAAAUAUGCUGCUGGAGAGCUCAAGCCACCAACAACUGGUUAGCUAAAAUUUCUUUAGAAACCCAGUACC
Molecule: messenger RNA, 1299 nt
Organism: Carica papaya (papaya)
Lineage: Eukaryota; Viridiplantae; Streptophyta; Magnoliopsida; Brassicales; Caricaceae
Source: RefSeq, a predicted model, not a curated record